Molecule: messenger RNA, 2684 nt
Organism: Dictyostelium purpureum
Lineage: Eukaryota; Evosea; Eumycetozoa; Dictyosteliales; Dictyosteliaceae
Product: glycosyltransferase
Exons: 2
Coding region: 229-2607 (792 amino acids)
Biological process (GO): trehalose biosynthetic process
Cellular component (GO): cytosol; alpha,alpha-trehalose-phosphate synthase complex (UDP-forming)
Molecular function (GO): catalytic activity
Source: RefSeq, a predicted model, not a curated record
AUUAUUAUAAUAAUAAGGAAAAAGUUAGAAAAUUAAAAUUAAAAAAAAAACAAAAAUCAUUAAUAAUUAUUUUUUUUAAUUAAAUUUAAUAUAUACUAUAUUAUUUUUCAUAUUGUUUUCUUUUAAAAAAAAAUUUUUUUUUUUUUUUUUUUUAAUUGACAAUCUUUUAUAAUUACAUAUGAUAGAUAAAUAAUAUAAUAAUAUUUCUAUAAUAAAUAAUAAUAAAAAAUGAAUAUACAAAGAUCUCAAAGUUUAAAUAAUAUUAUAAAUGAAAAAUUAGGUAGAAUUAUUGUAGCAAGUAAUACCUUACCAAUAUCAAUUACAAAGAUAACUGAAACACCAUCUAUUGGAUCACCAUUAAAUGCAAGCAAAGAAAUUCCACUUACUAGUAGCUUUGGUAUGUCAGAACCAGUAAGAGAUAAUGGAAAUGGAGGUAAAAUUCAAGUUCAAAUAUCAUCAAUACCAUUCCCAAUAGAGUCGGCUCUAGAUACUUUAAUGAACAAGCAAGAAAUUGAAGAUUGGACAUGGAUAGGGUGGUCUCACGUAGAAUUACCAGAAGAAGAUUUUCCAUCAUUAGAAAGGUCUAUUAAGGAUUUCAACAACCAUUUCGAACCAAUUUUUUUAAAUGAACAUUUGGUAGAUGGGUACUAUAAGGGUUAUUGCAAGAAUGCAUUAUGGCUGUUACUUCAUUAUCAAUUAAAUUUCGUUAAAAUGCAAUCAGAAUGGUGGGAUGAUUAUGUUGUUGUAAAUCAAAUGUUUGCUAAUAAAAUUGCCGCCACUUGGAGACCUGGUGAUAUCAUUUGGAUCCAUGAUUACCAUUUAAUGCUUGUUCCACAAAUGCUCAGAAAGUUACUACCAUUGGAAGCACCAAUCGGUUUCUUUUUCCAUGCUCCAUUCCCAUCUUAUGAAUUGUUCCGUAUUCUUCCAAAUAGAAAAGAGAUUCUUAAAGGUAUCUUGGGUUCAAAUUUAAUAGGUUUCCAAUCUUUCGAAUACCUCCGUCAUUUUAGAUCAUCAUGUGCUCGUUUAUUGGAUUUAGAAGUUCAUCCAAAAGGUUUAGAAAUUGUUGAAGAGACUUUUACUCAUUUUACUAAACUUCAGGUAUAUCCAAUCGGUGUAGACUACAAUGAUUUUGUUAAAAAUCUUAAUUUGCCAGAUGUUGCUAGUAGAAUAGAAUCUCUUCGUAAAAUAUUCAAGGGAAAAAAGGUUUUGGUAGCAAGAGAUAGAUUAGAUCAAAUUGAAGCAGUACCAAGAAAAUUGGAAGUAAUAGAAAGUUUAUUAAACGACCAUCCAGAGUAUCACGGCAAACUUGUUUUUAUUCAAAUUUAUGAGCCAACUGUUGAGGAAGAAGAUGAAACUGAGGAACAAAAAAUUUUACAUAAAACAGUAAAUGAAAUGGUUGGUAGAAUUAAUGGAAAAUUUGGUAAAUUAAGUUUUAAUCCAAUCGAGUAUAUUAAUAGAAAGGUAACUUAUGAGGAACUCUCAGCUUUGUACAAGUUGGCAGACGUAGCUUUAAUAACACCAAUUAGAGAUGGCAUGAAUUUAACAUCACACGAAUAUGUUGUAUGCCAAAAGGAUAAUUUUGGUGUAUUAAUCCUCAGUGAAUUUGCUGGAGCAGCAAGAUGUUUAGGGGGGGCAAUUAUUGUAAAUCCAUUUUCAAAGAAGGAGAUAAUGGGUGCAAUUAUUGAAGCACUAAAUAUGAAUGGUGUUGAUAAGAAAUUAAAGCAUCAAAUCAAUUAUAACUAUGUUUUAGCAAAUACAUCAUCGUUUUGGGGCAAAAGAUUUUUAUGUGACCUCAACGAAGCAACACAACAAGAAGUUCAAGAAACAAGAGUUCUUAAAGCCAAUAUACCAGAGAUCGAAGAUUCGUACAAGAAAUCAAAAAGCAGGGUUUUCUUUUUGGAUUAUGACGGUACUCUAACACCAUUGGUACGUCUCCCUAGUCAAGCUAUGCCAUCUAAACAUUUAAUUGACACUUUGGCAAAAUUAGCCAGCGAUCCAAAGAAUGAUGUUUAUAUCAUAAGUGGUAGAGAUCGUGUAUCACUUGAAAAGUGGUUGGGUCAUAUACCAGUUGGUAUGUCAUGUGAACAUGGUGUAUUUACAAGGCCACCAGGUGUAAAUCAACCAUGGGUAGAGUCACCAAAUGCAGAGCAAUCUUGGAAAGAAACAGUAUUGCAGGUAAUGCAGGAUUUUGAAGAUAGAACCCCAGGUUCAAUGGUUGAGAUAAAGCAAGUUAAUCUUACAUGGCACUAUAGAAAUGCGGAUCCAGAUUUUGGUCAAUUCCAAGCUAGAGAAUUGGUUGCUCAGCUUUAUGCAGUUGCAAAUAAAUAUCCAUUGGAUAUUCUCUCUGGUAAAAAGGCAAUUGAAGUCAAACCAAUCGGUGUUAAUAAAGGUGAGAUUGUAAAAAUGAUUCUUUCAAAAUCAUCCCCCGACUUUAUUCUCUGUAUUGGUGAUGAUAAAACCGAUGAAGAUAUGUUUAAAGUUUUAACAAAUGUACCAUCAUAUUCAAUUCGUGUAACUGCUGAUCUAAAAGAGUCAACAAAAGCUAAAGGUAUUUUAGAAAGUUCUCAAGAAGUUUUAUCACUUUUAAAUAAGUUAUCAUCGUUAUAAUAAAUAAUUAAUAAUAAUAAAAAUAAAUUAAUAAUAUCUAAAUGUAUAAUUAAUUAAUAAAAAAAAAAAAAUAUUUU